Messenger RNA from Rattus rattus (black rat), 10221 nucleotides. Its product is annotated as filaggrin-2-like. Lineage: Eukaryota; Metazoa; Chordata; Mammalia; Rodentia; Muridae. Bases 1 to 10221 code for a protein of 3406 amino acids. The record is from RefSeq and is a predicted model, not a curated record. Gene Ontology annotation, cellular component: cornified envelope; keratohyalin granule. Gene Ontology annotation, molecular function: transition metal ion binding; calcium ion binding. The transcript is spliced from 9 exons. Gene Ontology annotation, biological process: establishment of skin barrier.
AUGGCAUAUCUCCUAAGAAGUGUUGUCACCAUCAUUGAUAUAUUCUACAAAUACACCAAGCAAGAUGAAGAAUGUGGCACACUGAGCAAGGAUGAGCUAAAGGAACUGCUGGAGAAGGAGUUCCGGCCAAUUCUGAAGAAUCCAGAUGAUCCAGACACAGUAGAUGUCAUCAUGCAUAUGCUGGAUCGAGAUCAUGACCGAAGGCUAGACUUUACUGAGUUUAUUCUGAUGGUAUUCAAACUGGCUCUAGCCUGCAACAAGGUUCUUGGAAAAGAAUACUGUAAAGCUUCAGGGUCAAAGAAGCAUAGGCGUGGCCAUCAACAGCAAGAGGAAGAAAGUGAAAUAGAGGAAGAAGAGGAGACACCAAGACAGAAAUCAGGUUUCAAAUAUUCAAGAUGGAAUGAGGGAGAAGAGCAUGGACAUAGUUCUGGGGGCUCAUGGGGACGUGCAAAAUAUAGACGUGGGUCCAACUCUAGGAAGGUGGAAAGGCAAGAUGAAUUAUCCAGCUCAGAGGAGUCAAGGAAUCAUGGGUUUAUCUCUGGUCACUCUUGGAGUAGUAACAAAGAGAACCAUGGUUCAAAAUCUGAAGAGCGAGGAGAAAAUAGAGACAAGUCACAUGGUAGCACCUCUAGAGAAUCUGGGGAAGAUUAUGAGUCUGGAUCCAGGUUAAACCAUCAGGGAAGGAAAGGCCGUAGUGAACUGUUACAUGGAUUGGAGAAAAACAAACAUGAAUCAAAUUAUACUCAGUCAAGAGAGGGUGUAGAACAAAAGCUUGGGUAUAAUUCUGCAAGUUCAGGAAACAGUAAGAUACAAAGUCAUAUAUGUGGUUUCAGCAGUUCUAGUGGAUGUUGCAGACCACAAAAUGCUUCAAGCUCUUGUCAGGCAAGUAGAUCAGGGUGGCAAGGCAAUCAGUCUUGCUGUACCCAGUCAAAUUGUCAAUCAGGAACUAGUGGAGGACAAGGAUAUGGAUGUGUCUCAGAAGGUCAGUCCUCUAGAUGUUGUCAACCUAAACCUAGAUCCUGUAGCCAGUCUUCUAGUCAGAGAGGUUAUGGAUCUAAACAAUGUGGACAACCACAGAACUGUGGAAGACAACAGAGAAUGGGUUCAAGUCACUCUUCUUGCUGUGGACGAUAUGGGUCUGGCGCAACUCAAUCUUCUGGUUGUGGUCAACAGGGAACAAGGUCCUGUGGACAAUCUUCAAGCUCUCAUCAAAAGGGAUGUAGAUCAAAUGAAUUUUCCAAAGGCGGUCAGCAUGGGUCUGGUUCAGGGCACUCACCCUGCUGUGAACAACAUGGAACAAACUCAAGUCAGUCCUCUGGCUUUAAACAACAUGGACACAAAUCAGGUCAGUCAUGCUGUGGCCAACAUAGCACUGCAUCAGGUCAUUCCUCGGGUUAUGGUCAACAUGGUGUUGGUUCAGGUCAGUCAUGUCACUUUGGACAGCAUGGGUCCAGUUCUGGUCAGUCCUCUAUUUCUGGGCACCAUGGAUCUGGUUCUCAUCAGUCGUCUAGUUCUGGGCAUCAUGGAUCUGGCUCAGGUCAGCCAUCUGGGUCUGAGCAGCGUGGUGCUGGCUCAGGUCACUCAUCUGGCUUUGGGGAGCAUGGGUCUGGUUCUCAUCAGUCGUCUAGUUCUGGGCAUCAUGGAUCUGGCUCAGGUCAGCCAUCUGGCUUUGGGGAGCAUGGGUCUGGUUCUCAUCAGUCGUCUAGUUCUGGGCACCAUGGUCUGGCUCAAUCAUCUAGUUCUGGGCAUCAUGGAUCUGGCUCAGGUCAGCCAUCUGGCUUUGGGGAGCAUGGGUCUGGUUCUCAUCAGUCGUCUAGUUCUGGGCACCAUGGAUCUGGCUCAAGUCAGUCAUCUGGCUUUGGGAAGCAUGGGUCUGGUUCUCAUCAGUCAUCUAGUUCUGGGCAUCAUGGAUCUGGCUCAGGUCAGCCAUCUGGCUUUGGGGAGCAUGGGUCUGGUUCUCAUCAGUCGUCUAGUUCUGGGCACCAUGGAACUGGAUCAACUCAAUCAUCUGGCUUGGCGAAGCAUGGGUCUGAUUCUCAUCAGUCGACUAGUUCUGGGCAUCAUGGAUCUGGCUCAGGGUCAGCCAUCUGGCUUUGGGAGCAUGGGUCUGGUUCUCAUCAGUCGUCGAGUGCUGGGCACCAUGGAUCUGGCUCAAGUCAGUCAUCUGGCUUUGGGAAGCAUGGGUCUGGUUCUCAUCAGUCGUCUAGUUCUGGGCAUCAUGGAUCUGGCUCAGGUCAGCCAUCUGGCUUUGGGGAGCAUGGGUCUGGUUCUCAUCAGUCGUCUAGUUCUGGGCACCAUGGGUCUGGCUCAAGUCAGUCAUCUGGCUUUGGGAAGCAUGGGUCUGGUUCUCAUCAGUCAUCUAGUUCUGGGCAUCAUGGAUCUGGCUCAGGUCAGCCAUCUGGCUUUGGGGAGCAUGGGUCUGGUUCUCAUCAGUCAUCUAGUUCUGGGCACCAUGGAUCUGGCUCAAGUCAGUCAUCUGGCUUUGGGAAGCAUGGGUCUGGUUCUCAUCAGUCAUCUAGCUCUGGGCACCAUGGAUCUGGCUCAGUUCAGCCAUCUGGCUUUGGGGAGCAUGGGUCUGGUUCUCAUCAGUCGUCCAGUUCUGGGCAUCAUGGAUCUGGCUCAGGUCAGCCAUCUGGGUCUGAGCAGCGUGGUGCUGGCUCAGGUCACUCAUCUGGCUUUGGGGAGUAUGGGUCUGGUUCUCAUCAGUCGUCUAGUUCUGGGCAUUAUGGAUCUGGCUCAGGUCAGCCAUCUGGCUUUGGGGAGCAUGGGUCUGGUUCUCAUCAGUCAUCUAGUUCUGGGCAUUAUGGAUCUGGCUCAGGUCAGCCAUCUGGCUUUGGGGAGCAUGGGUCUGGUUCUCAUCAGUCAUCUAGUUCUGGGCAUUAUGGAUCUGGCUCAGGUCAGCCAUCUGGCUUUGGGGAGCAUGGGUCUGGUUCUCAUCAGUCGUCUACUUCUGGGCAUUAUGGAUCUGGCUCAGGUCAGCCAUCUGGCUUUGGGGAGCAUGGGUCUGGUUCUCAUCAGUCAUCUAGUUCUGAGCAUUAUGGAUCUGGCUCAGGUCAGCCAUCUGGCUUUGGGGAGCAUGGGUCUGGUUCUCAUCAGUCGUCUACUUCUGGGCAUCAUGGAUCUGGCUCAAGUGAGCCAUCUGGCUUUGGGGAGUAUGGGUCUGGUUCUCAUCAGUCAUCUAGUUCUGAGCAUUAUGGAUCUGGCUCAGGUCAGCCAUCUGGCUUUGGGGAGCAUGGGUCUGGUUCUCAUCAGUCGUCUACUUCUGGGCAUUAUGGAUCUGGCUCAGGUCUGAGCAGCAUGGGACUGGCUCAGGUCAGUCAUCUGGCUUUGGACAGCAUGAGUACAGUACUCAUCAGCCAACUAGUUCUGGGUAUCAUGAAUCUGGCUCAGGUCCAUCAUCAAGAUCUUGGCAGCAUAGGACUGGCUCAGGCCAGUCAUUUGGCUUUGGGGAACAUGAAUCUGGACCAGGUCAGUCUUCUGGCUCUUGGAGACAUUGGACUGGCUCAGGCCAUUCAUCUGGUUUUGAGGAACAUGAAUCUGGACCAGAAUUUCAACAUGGAGAAUCUCUUCAGAGAGAUGAAACAUCUCGAAGAGAGUGUCAGGAGAGCAGUAAAAAGCCUCAAUCAGGAAAAAAAGAGCCAUUACAUUCAGACACGAGCAAGAAAGCAAAAAGUCCACAAUUCAACACCGAGACAAGUGAAGGUGAAGAAUACACAGGAGUCCCACAGAGAGAUUCAGGAUCCACUAAGAGCCAUGCUCGACAUCAGCAUAGAGAGUCAGUUCAUGGACAAGGUGGCAGUCCUCAAAGGCAGGGUCAAGACAGUAGUAGACAGUCUCACUACAGUCACGGAGGACCCUCACAUUCAGGGUCCACCCCCAGAAGGUCACCAGUCCACACAGAGUCCAGUGAGGGUGAGGAACAGUCAGAAACCUCACAGAGACACACUAUGUCCACUCACAGUCAUGCUGGACAUCAACACAGAGAGUCAGUUCGUGGACAACAUGGGAGUCCUCAGAGGCAGGGUCAGGACAGUAGUAGACAGCCUCAGUACAGUCACGAAGGACCCUCACAUUCAGGCUCUAGUAGAACCCCCAGAAGGUCACCAGUCCACCCAGAGUCCAGUGAGGGUGAGGAACAGUCAGAAACCUCACAGAGACACACUGGAUCCACUCACAGUCAUGCUGGACAUCAGCACAGAGAGUCAGUUCGUGGACAACAUGGGAGUCCUCAAAGCCAGUGCCAGGACGCCACUGGACAUCCUCAGUACAGGCCUCAACAGCCCUCACCUUCUCAUUCUGAUAGAGCACCAGGGAGGUCACCAGUCCACCCAGAGUCCAGUGAAGGCUCUAGUAGAACCCCCAGAAGGUCACCAGUCCACCCAGAGUCCAGUGAGGGUGAGGAACAUCCCGAAGCCUCACAGAGACACACUAGAUCCACUCACAGCCAUGCUGGACAUCAACAUAGAGAGUCAGUUCGUGGACAACAUGGGAGUCCUCAAAGGCAGGGUCAGGACAGUAGUAGACAGUCUCAGUACAGUCACGAAGGACCCUCACAUUCAGGCUCUAGUAGAACCCCGAGAAGGUCACCAGUCCACCCAGAGUCCAGUGAGGGUGAGGAACAGUCAGAAACCUCACAGAGACACACUGGAUCCACUCACAGCCGUGCUGGACAUCAACACAGAGAGUCAGUUCAAGGGCAACAUGGGAGUCCCCAAAGCCAGUGCCAGGACGCCACUGGACAUCCUCAGCACAGGCCUCAACAGCCCUCACCUUCUCAUUCUGAUAGAGCACCAGGGAGGUCACCAGUCCACCCAGAGUCUAGUGAAGGUGAGGAACAUCCCGAAGCCUCACAGAGGCACUCUCGAUCCACACAGGGACAUUCUAGACUUCAACAUGGAGAGUCAGUUCAUGGACAACAUGGGAGUCCUCAGAGGCAGGGUCAGGACAGUAGUAGACAGAUCGGGUACGCACACGAAUGAACCCCACUCUCACGCUCAAGUCGAACCCCCAGAAGGUCACCAGUCCACCCAGAGUCCAGUGAGGGUGAGGAACAUCCCGAAGCCUCACAGAGACACACUAGAUCCACUCACAGCCAUGCUGGACAUCAACAUAGAGAGUCAGUUCGUGGACAACAUGGGAGUCCUCAAAGGCAGGGUCAGGACAGUAGUAGACAGUCUCAGUACAGUCACGAAGGACCCUCACAUUCAGGCUCUAGUAGAACCCCGAGAAGGUCACCAGUCCACCCAGAGUCCAGUGAGGGUGAGGAACAGUCAGAAACCUCACAGAGACACACUGGAUCCACUCACAGCCGUGCUGGACAUCAGCACAGAGAGUCAGUUCGUGGACAACAUGGGAGUCCUCAAAAUCAGUGCCAGGACGCCACUGGACAUCCUCAGUACAGGCCUCAACAGCCCUCACCUUCUCAUUCUGAUAGAGCACCAGGGAGGUCACCAGUCCACCCAGAGUCCAGUGAAGGUGAGGAACAUCCCGACGCCUCACAGAGGCACUCUCGAUCCACACAGGGACAUUCUAGACUUCAACAUGGAGAGUCAGUUCAUGGACAACAUGGGAGUCCUCAGAGGCAGGGUCAGGACAGUAGUAGACAGCCUCAGUACAGUCACGAAGGACCCUCACAUUCAGGGUCUAGUAGAACCCCGAGAAGGUCACCAGUCCACCCAGAGUCCAGUGAGGGUGAGGAACAGUCAGAAACCUCACAGAGACACACUAGAUCCACUCACAGCCAUGCUGGACAUCAACAUAGAGAGUCAGUUCGUGGACAACAUGGGAGUCCUCAAAGGCAGCGUCAGGACAGUGGUAGACAGUCUCAGUACAGUCACGAAGGACAGGACACAACUGGACAUCCUCAGCACAGGCAUGAACAGCCCUCACCUUCUAAUGCUGGAGGAACACCAGAGAGAUCACCAGUUCACUCUGAGUCCAGUGAAGGUGAGGAACACUCAGGAUUCUCACAGAGACAUUCUGAAUCUGCUCACAGACAUGCUGGACAUCAACACAGAGAGUCAGUUCAAGGGCAACAUGGGAGUCCCCAAAGCCAGUGCCAGGACGCCACUGGACAUCCUCAGCACAGGCCUCAACAGCCCUCACCUUCUCAUUCUGAUAGAGCACCAGGGAGGUCACCAGUCCACCCUGAGUCCAGUGAAGGUGAGGAACAUCCCGAAGCCUCACAGAGGUACUCUCAAUCCACGCAGGGACAUUCCAGACUUCAACAUGGAGAGUCAGUUCAUGGACAACAUGGGAGUCCUCAAAGGCAGUGUCAGGACAGUGGUAGACAGCCUCAGUACAGUCACGAAGGACCCUCACAUUCAGGCUCUAGUAGAACCCCGAGAAGGUCACCAGUCCACCCAGAGUCCAGUGAGGGUGAGGAACAAUCAGAAACCUCACAGAGACACACUGGAUCCACUCACAGCCGUGCUGGACAUCAGCACAGAGAGUCAGUUCGUGGACAACAUGGGAGUCCUCAAAGCCAGUGCCAGGACGCCACUGGACAUCCUCAGUACAGGCCUCAACAGCCCUCACCUUCUCAUUCUGAUAGAGCACCAGGGAGGUCACCAGUCCACCCAGAGUCUAGUGAAGGUGAGGAACAUCCCGAAGCCUCACAGAGGCACUCUCGAUCCACACAGGGACAUUCUAGACUUCAACAUGGAGAGUCAGUUCAUGGACAACAUGGGAGUCCUCAGAGGCAGGGUCAGGACAGUAGUAGACAGCCUCAGUACAGUCACGAAGGACCCUCACAUUCAGGCUCUAGUAGAACCCCCAGAAGGUCACCAGUCCACCCAGAGUCCAGUGAGGGUGAGGAACAGUCAGAAACCUCACAGAGACACACUAGAUCCACUCACAGCCAUGCUGGACAUCAACACAGAGAGUCAGUUCGUGGACAACAUGGGAGUCCUCAAAGGCUCUAGUAGAACCCCCAGAAGGUCACCAGUCCACCCAGAGUCCAGUGAGGGUGAGGAACAGUCAGAAACCUCACAGAGACACACUGGAUCCACUCACAGCCAUGCUGGACAUCAACACAGAGAGUCAGUUCGUGGACAACAUGGGAGUCCUCAAAGGCAGCGUCAGGACAGUGGUAGACAGUCUCAGUACAGUCACGAAGGACCCUCACAUUCAGGCUCUAGUAGAACCCCCAGAAGGUCACCAUUCCACCCAGAGUCCAGUGAGGGUGAGGAACAGUCAGAAACCUCACAGAGACACACUGGAUCCACUCACAGUCAUGCUGGACAUCAGCACAGAGAGUCAGUUCGUGGACAACAUGGGAGUCCUCAAAGCCAGUGCCAGGACGCCACUGGACAUCCUCAGUACAGGCCUCAACAGCCCUCACCUUCUCAUUCUGAUAGAGCACCAGGGAGGUCACCAGUCCACCCAGAGUCCAGUGAAGGUGAGGAACAUCCCGAAGCCUCACAGAGGCACUCUCGAUCCACACAGGGACAUUCUAGACUUCAACAUGGAGAGUCAGUUCAUGGACAACAUGGGAGUCCUCAGAGGCAGGGUCAGGACAGUAGUAGACAGCCUCAGUACAGUCACGAAGGACCCUCACAUUCAGGCUCUAGUAGAACCCCCAGAAGGUCACCAGUCCACCCAGAGUCCAGUGAGGGUGAGGAACAGUCAGAAACCUCACAGAGACACACUGGAUCCACUCACAGGCACGCAGGACCUCACCACAGAGAGCCAGUUCGUCGACAACAUGGGAGGCCUCCAAGGCAGCGACAGGACAGUGGUAGACAGUCUCAGUACAGUCACGAAGGACCCUCACAUUCAGGCUCUAGUAGAACCCCGAGAAGGUCACCAGUCCACCCAGAGUCCAGUGAGGGUGAGGAACAGUCAGAAACCUCACAGAGACACACUAGAUCCACUCACAGCCAUGCUGGACAUCAACAUAGAGAGUCAGUUCGUGGACAACAUGGGAGUCCUCAAAGGCAGGGUCAGGAGAGUAGUAGACAGCCUCAGUACAGUCACGAAGGACCCUCACAUUCAGGCUCUAGUAGAACCCCGAGAAGGUCACCAGUCCACCCAGAGUCCAGUGAGGGUGAGGAACAUCCCGAAGCCUCACAGAGACACACUAGAUCCACUCACAGCCAUGCUGGACAUCAACAUAGAGAGUCAGUUCGUGGACAACAUGGGAGUCCUCAAAGGCAGGGUCAGGACAGUAGUAGACAGUCUCAGUACAGUCACGAAGGACCCUCACAUUCAGGCUCUAGUAGAACCCCGAGAAGGUCACCAGUCCACCCAGAGUCCAGUGAGGGUGAGGAACAGUCAGAAACCUCACAGAGACACACUGGAUCCACUCACAGCCGUGCUGGACAUCAGCACAGAGAGUCAGUUCAUGGACAACAUGGGAGUCCUCAAAGCCAGUGCCAGGACGCCACUGGACAUCCUCAGUACAGGCCUCAACAGCCCUCACCUUCUCAUUCUGAUAGAGCACCAGGGAGGUCACCAGUCCACCCAGAGUCCAGUGAAGGUGAGGAACAUCCCGAAGCCUCACAGAGGCACUCUCGAUCCACACAGGGACAUUCUAGACUUCAACAUGGAGAGUCAGUUCAUGGACAACAUGGGAGUCCUCAGAGGCAGGGUCAGGACAGUAGUAGACAGCCUCAGUACAGUCACGAAGGACCCUCACAUUCAGGCUCUAGUAGAACCCCGAAAAGGUCACCAGUCCACCCAGAGUCCAGUGAGGGUGAGGAACAGUCAGAAACCUCACAGAGACACACUAGAUCCACUCACAGCCGUGCUGGACAUCAACAUAGAGAGUCAGUUCGUGGACAACAUGGGAGUCCUCAAAGGCAGCGUCAGGACAGUGGUAGACAGUCUCAGUACAGUCACGAAGGACAGGACACAACUGGACAUCCUCAGCACAGGCAUGAACAGCCCUCACCUUCUAAUGCUGGAGGAACACCAGAGAGAUCACCAGUUCACUCUGAGUCCAGUGAAGGUGAGGAACACUCAGGAUUCUCACAGAGACAUUCUGAAUCUGCUCACAGACAUGCUGGACAUCAACACAGAGAGUCAGUUCAAGGGCAACAUGGGAGUCCCCAAAGCCAGUGCCAGGACGCCACUGGACAUCCUCAGCACAGGCCUCAACAGCCCUCACCUUCUCAUUCUGAUAGAGCACCAGGGAGGUCACCAGUCCCCCCUGAGGCCAGUGAAGACUUCAACAUGGAGAGUCAGUUCAUGGACAACAUGGGAGUCCUCAAAGGCAGUGUCAGGACAGUGGUAGACAGCCUCAGUACAGUCACGAAGGACCCUCACAUUCAGGCUCUAGUAGAACCCCGAGAAGGUCACCAGUCCACCCAGAGUCCAGUGAGGGUGAGGAACAAUCAGAAACCUCACAGAGACACACUGGAUCCACUCACAGCCGUGCUGGACAUCAGCACAGAGAGUCAGUUCGUGGACAACAUGGGAGUCCUCAAAGCCAGUGCCAGGACGCCACUGGACAUCCUCAGUACAGGCCUCAACAGCCCUCACCUUCUCAUUCUGAUAGAGCACCAGGGAGGUCACCAGUCCACCCAGAGUCCAGUGAAGGUGAGGAACAUCCCGACGCCUCACAGAGACACUCUCGAUCCACACAGGGACAUUCUAGACUUCAACAUGGAGAGUCAGUUCAUGGACAACAUGGGAGUCCUCAGAGGCAGGGUCAGGACAGUAGUAGACAGCCUCAGUACAGUCACGAAGGACCCUCACAUUCAGGCUCUAGUAGAACCCCCAGAAGGUCACCAGUCCACCCAGAGUCCAGUGAGGGUGAGGAACAGUCAGAAGCCUCACAGAGACACACUAGAUCCACUCACAGCCAUGCUGGACAUCAACAUAGAGAAUCAGUUCGUGGACAACAUGGGAGUCCUCAAAGUCAGUUUCAGGACAGCACUGGAAAUCCUCAAUCAAGGCAUCAACAACCCUCAAAUUCUGGUGGUGGUAGAACUCCCAAGAGGUCACCAAUCCACCCUGAGUCCAGUGAAGCAUUUCCAGUCACCGAUUAGUGGAAUCCAAUAUGAUUCCAGUCAACACUGGAGACAUGGCAGCUAUGGCCGUGAAGACUAUGACUAUGGGCAGACAGGAUAUGGACCAUCUGGAGGUAGUGGAACUAGCAACCACAAUUCUAGUCCUAUGAGGUCAACACAUAGAGCCACAAAUAUGCAAGUGUCACAAAGUGGACAGUCUUUCUAUUUUUCUGAUCAUGUAAGAUCCAAAGCAAAUGAAGGAAUUUGA